Messenger RNA from Tinamus guttatus (white-throated tinamou), 574 nucleotides. NCBI's taxonomy places the organism in Eukaryota, Metazoa, Chordata, Aves, Tinamiformes, Tinamidae. The record is from RefSeq and is a predicted model, not a curated record.
CUGGCAUGUCACCUUAAAGCCUCCUCAAGAUGAAAGAAAAAAGGAAACAAUCAAAUGACGCUUCAGGUAUGGCUCCAGUAGAAGAAGAGUCUUUUACAGAUUUGACGAAAAAUGACCUAUUGUCAUUGAAAGCUAACAGGACAAAGAUAAGAUAUGCCAAUACAUACAGACUGGAGCCAUAUAAUAAAUUUCAGGAUUAUGUAGUAAGAAAGAAAGCUCAAGAGAUACUAACGAAUAAACUUCAAGAAACCAAAUAUGAUGGAGUUUCAAGUCCCUCCCUGUGUGCUUCAAUCUCUGAAGAAAUACUAACAGCUAUGAAGGAAUUGGGUUAUGACCGUUACAAGUACGUCGUGUCCGUUCUAAUUGUGGAAAAGGCAGGUCAGGCAAUAAAUGUUGCCAGCAGAUGGGUCUGGGAUGUUCAGAGAGACACCUGGGUUUCAGCUAAAUGUGAAACUGAAACCUUUAUUGCACUGGCUUUGAUAAUGGCUUGUUAUUAUGAGUAAUAUUCUAAAAGUCAUUCCUAUUUUUGAGCACCACAGUACUUGGUAUAUUUGAAAAUAUUCAAAACAUCAUU